AUGGCUACUUUCCGAAGCCAGCUCCGGCGGCGAAAUGCGCUCUUUGCCUUAGGGCUCGUGGCCAUCUUCAUCUGGACCUUCGCCUCGUUCUGGUCCCCCACUCCCAGCACCUCCUCCAGCCAUGAGGAGUUCUGGAGGGACUUCCACCCUCUCUUGACGGCCUCGGCGCCCAGUGCCAAAUCUCCAGUCCGACUGAGAAAUGCCGAGUCGGUUGGCUUCGAUCCAAAAAACACCGAUCCCCUCCCCGAUCUGCUGAAGCUCUCGCCGGAGGACGUAUCAGACUUGAAGCUCGCCCAUGGCAAUUUCCUCGCCUCGAUCAAACAAAGCCCCCCGAGUCUUCACUACCAACCUCACACCCGCGGCCUCGUUUCCACCGCCGGAGGCUCCUACCUGCCUGUCCUCGUCAUGUCCCUCCGAAUGCUCCGCCGCACGGGCUCGACCCUCCCGAUGGAAGUCUUCCUCGCCAGCUGGGACGAAUACGAAGGAUAUCUAUGUCAGAUCGUGCUUCCCUCCUUAAACGCGCAGUGCAUCGUGCUGUCCGAGAUCCUCGACGCCGUCAGCGACAGCAAGACCAAGAUCGAGAAAUACCAAUACAAGGUGUUCGCGAUGCUCUUCUCCUCCUUCGAAGAGAUCCUCUUCCUCGACGCCGACGCAUUCCCCCUCCAGAACCCCGAGAUAUUGUUCACCUCCGACCCCUUCCUCUCCAAAGGCCUCAUCACCUGGCCCGACUUCUGGCGACCCACCACCUCCCCCCUCUACUACGACAUCUCCCAACACCAACCCCCCAACCCAGCCACCAUCCGCCAAUCCACCGAGUCCGGCGAGCUCCUCCUCUCGAAGCGCACCCACACCCUCACCCUCCUGCUUGCAACCUACUACAACUUCUACGGCCCAAGCCACUACUACCCGCUCCUCUCGCAAGGCGCCGCCGGCGAAGGCGACAAAGAAACCUUCCUCGCCGCCGCAACCACCCUCCACCAGCCCUUCUACCAGGUCAGCGAGCCCAUCCGCGCCGUCGGCCGCGGCACGCCCGACGGGUUCGCCGGUUCAACUAUGGUCCAGUACGAUCCGAUCGAAGACUACCUGCUCACCACCAAGGGCGAGUGGCGCAUCAAGGGUGACCCUGCGCCUGCUCCGCGUCCGUUCUUCGUGCACGUCAACUUCCCCAAGUUCAACCCCGCGACCGUGUUUACGGAGGGGCCGCCGAAUCCUGUCGUCGACGAACGGGGGAAGUAUACCCGCGCGUGGACGUCGCCGGAUGAUGUCGUCGCGGCGUUUGGGGGGCUGGAGACGGAGAAGGGUUAUUGGACGGAGAUAUUGUGGACAGCGUGCGCGUUGGAGGGGAGGAUUACUAGUUGGAGGGGCAGGGAGGAUGUUUGUGAGAAGACGUCGGAUUAUUGGGAUACCAUUUUUGGGGAUGGGGAGGGGGAGGAUCAUGGACAUGGGUGAUGGUAGUGGAGUUGGUUGGGCCUUGGCUCUCUUGCACAGGCUGCAGGACAGGACUCUUGAGAUGACGUGACGAUAUGUACUUUGCUUUCCUUUUGUUUUCUCUUGUGCAUAAAACGUGGACAUAAUGGGGACUAGAUGGGUAGAUUUCUAGAACUGGAUGUAUGUACAGGUAAGAUAUAUCUCUGCCUUAGGACCAUCUCCCUGAAUUAGCUAACGUGAAUACCAU
This is a messenger RNA of Aspergillus heteromorphus CBS 117.55, 1675 nucleotides long. RefSeq names its product alpha-mannosyltransferase. Gene Ontology annotation, molecular function: alpha-1,2-mannosyltransferase activity. Gene Ontology annotation, cellular component: Golgi apparatus. The coding region runs from base 1 to 1449 and encodes 482 amino acids. The record is from RefSeq and is a predicted model, not a curated record. Lineage: Eukaryota; Fungi; Ascomycota; Eurotiomycetes; Eurotiales; Aspergillaceae. The transcript is spliced from 2 exons. Gene Ontology annotation, biological process: mannan biosynthetic process.